GAGUAAGGAGUGCAGUUUUUAAAUAAAAAACUGGCCAGGGCCCCAGAAGGGGACAUCCUCAAAGCAUUUGUACAAUUUGGAUCCCCUUUCUUGGGUAUUUUUUUUGUUUGGUUGGUUUUUUUCUCUAGAGCAAAAAGGAGAGUUCCUAAACAGCAAAGUUUUGACAGGAACAUCCUAGUUCCAAAGGAGUCAGACUGAUGGCCAGCACAAUUCCAAGAGCAAUAGUUCAUACUCUCAGAAAGGACAAGACCUUAAAACAAAUCCCACAUAAAGCCUGGAGAGCUUGGACAUAAAGAGAGCAGAGCCUGAAAUCCAGGAGAGAACUUACCCUCAAACUUUGGGGUCACUGAGAAAGCAGUGAGGCCACUUGGCUUUGUGGGCACCCGGUCCCUGUUUGCUCACCAGCUGUGGAGCUGUUGGGGUCGUCUCAAAUUUCCCACUUCUGAUCAUUAAAUAAUAUUAACCUUAAAAAUCGAACUGCCAGUGAUUUCACCAGCAGCUGUGGAUUUAUUUGGGAAUAGCAGAGAACUGUAAUUUAGAACAAGCAAACUAUGGCAAAACCAUAGCAAGUUCACAGAGCAAAGGAGAGGACUGUGCUUUUCCAGAGGAAAUUGGAAGCUGGGAGGGCUGUAAUAAACAAAACAAAAAGCCCAAUUGGAUGAACCAGGAGCUCCAAUUAUGGUGGCUCCUCAUUGGCUGGGCUGUUGCUGGGGGAAGAGGAAAAGCUUUCUUCCUCCUGCUGGGGUAAUAACGAUAGUAAAGUAGUGUCAGACUUGUAAGGUACCUUUGUUCCUUCUGGGUCUGCAAUUCAUGAGGAGCCAUGGGGCGUGAGAGCGCCCCCUGCUGGCCUGCUGCAGCCAUUCUAAAUGAGGUUUCCUUUUAUUUUCACAGUAUCAAAGUCUGGAGGAAAUCAAUUAAAUGUUUAUGUUAAUUAUCUCUUGAGUGCCAUCUCCCCCACAUAGUUUCCUAAAGUUACUUCUUGAGAGAACAAGGUGGAGGCCAGCAUUCAGUCCACUGCACCUUUACAUUGUUAGUGGCUUGUGGACAUCAUUUGGCUUCUGUGGCCUUUUUCCUGAGGGGCAUAUUCUGUUUUAUUCUUUGUCCCGAUUCUGAUAAUGGUACCAGCUCUUGCCUCCUUCCCUAUGGAGGGCCUGUGGAUAAGCCAGCAUCUGUAGGUUCCCUGUCUGUCCAAAUACACCUGAGUCCUUUGCUCUUGGCCCCCUUUCCUCCCACUCAGCCAUACCCAGCCAUGGGCUCUGCCAGAUUCCCAGUGUGAGGGUUAGGGUGCAGCCUCCAGCUUUGCACGAUCUCUAAGGCCAACAGGAGCACCUGAGACAGGGGCAUGGGCAGAUCGAGAGUAACUGUGUCCCACAAAUGUGCACGGCUGCCUGGUGUGGAAGGCAUGUCCUCCAUGCUGGUCUUGUCCUAGCCUCCUUUUCACGUGCAUGUGGGAGCCCCACCCGUGCUUCCUAAAGAGGAAUUGGUUGUCUGUUCUUGUUUUUUAUCUCUUCUGUUUAAGGACCCAAGAUAAAAUUGCCAAAUUUGGCUGUUUUUUACCCUACAAAAUGAUGAUUUCAUUUGGUUAAAACUAAUAUUGUGUGUAAACACACACAUAUGCAGGCAAGUACAUUUUAAGAUAGGAUUAUAUUGUUGAGACUGUUCUUUAGAAACUUUGGUCUGUCUUGGACAUCUUUCUCUACUGAUGCACACCUAGAUCUCUCAUCCUUUUUUUUUUUUUUUUUUUUUAUUCUCACGUUAUAUGUAUUCUACUUCAUGGGCAUAGUUUUUUGAACUCAAUUCCCAGUUGCCUUUUGUCUGGUCAAUUGUUUAUGAUGGGUUAUUUAGUUUGGAAUAUGUGCCAUAGAGGACCUUUAAUCUUUUGUGUAAUUGUCAAAUAUAUUCUUUUUUCUUCUUUCUUUCCUUUUUUUACCACCAAAUGCUAGAAAACAUUUUAUUUCAAGGCUUCUUUUUUUUUAAUAUACAUUUUACAAGAGCUCUUUCUGGAUGAAUGCUACUGAAAUCAUGUGGCCUCUGGAGAGAAAUGGUCUGCCUCGCUGUCUCUUACUCCCCAAACCUAAUUUUCUCACCCACCCGGAUCAACACUGUACACCGCCUGCCUCUCAGCAUAGUUGUGUGGAACAGAACGGAUAACGUGAAUGCUCUGAGAAUGGCUGCACGCUGAAGUAAUGGUUAUGUAGUAGUCAUAUCAGUGGUCGUAGUAAUAAUAAAAGAGUCCCUAAAACUUGUAGGUAUACUUAUCAGCUAACUUUAUUCUUGUAAAAAGUGUACUAGUGUAAGUAUUUGCCUGAAAAUAAUUCAUAAGCUAUAUUGCCCUAUUUGCCUGAUCAGUGAGCUCGGGGCGGGAGAGCUGAGCUCUGAGGUUGGAGGAUUGAUUUUGGGGAGCUCUCCAUGCCUUGGCAAGUCUCUAUAGUGAGGAAAACUCCAAAGUCCACUCACUUGGGCUGCUGCCCAGGUUCCAUGCUGUGGAGAAAGGAGCAGCCUGAGUGAGUGUGGUUGGGAUGGGUGAGGUGUGAGCCUGGCCACUGGCCAGGGCGCCUUUGAUCCAGGGUCCAGGAUGACUCCCUCAAUUCUUUCCUGAGGGUCCUGGAAAGGGGUGUCCCUGCAGGGAACAGCUGACUACCCUGUGUGCAUGUGUGUCCUUUUCCAGGUUGCUGACUUGGGACACCUACAAGGCCGGAAACCAGACAGAGCCCUGCAAGGCUGCUUGUGCCAUGGAUUCUCAGGUCAGCAAUGGUUCAAGCCUCCAGGAUGAGCGCAUCACAAACUUGCUGGUGUUUGGCUUCCUCCAAAACUGCUCCAACUAUAAUUUCCAUAAAGAGUUAGAGGUGUUGGGCCGUGAACUGCCUGUGCCACCAGCUUACCUGCAGGAGGACCACGAUGAUGGGCUCCAGACAGAUGGCAACCGGUGCAGCCGCUUCUUGGAUAGCGAGGAGACAGAUUCUGAGAGUCAAGAGGAAAUCAUCCAAGAUAUCGCCAGGCAGCUCGCCCAAAUCGGGGAUAGGAUGGAUCACAGCAUCCACCCAAGAGUGGUGAAUAACCUGGCAAUGCAGUUUAUGAAUGUGAACCUGUCAGAAGAAGACAGAAGGAAGCACCUUGCUGCUGCACUGGAGCAGGUCCUACAGACUUACCCGAAGGACAUGGAGAGGGAGAAGACCGUGCUCAUGUUGGCCAUGGUAUUGGCCAAAAAGGUGGCCGAUCACACACCGUCCUUGCUCCGUGAUGUCUUUCGCACAACAGUGAACUUUAUUAACCAGAACCUACUCACAUAUGUGAGGAACUUAGUCAGAAAUGAGAUGGACUGAGUGGACAACUCUGCAAAAGUACAACUGGUUAAAACUUGAUAUGGUGACAACAGUACACCUGCCUCCAGUGGAGAUGGAGCCAUGGCUGUGUAAACAAAGUUCUUAGAGAAGAUAGGCACGAAGUAAUAGCUAUUUAUUUCUUACUAUUUUAAAGAUGAUGUUUUAAGCAAGUGAUUCAUUUAGAAACUUUACCUUAACAUACUUGAAUGAAAAUGUCAACUUGCACAGAUUUGAAUGAGUUUCAUACCAUCUUCCAAAUCCACUACACACUGUGCCUUUAUCUUAUUUCAGCUGUACGGGUCUUCACUUGAAAAUUAAAUUUAAGAACAGAUUGUAAGGCAGAAAAAAAGGUUUUUUUGUUUAAGAAAAACACCCAUGUUUUUUUGUUUAAAAAAAAAAUACUGUUUAUUAAAGUGCAACCUUGAGGUGGUGUGACAGCAGGCAAUAUGAGGAGAGUAAGGUCUGGAGACGGAUGCACUUACCCCUCACAAAUGAAAAAUUCCUCUCAAUGUAGGGCACACCUUGAUACUAAGGAAGUUAACAGUCUUCCCAUUUAAAAACCAAACAGUACAAGAGGUUCUGGACUAAAGUUCUGUACUCAAACAAUGGGAAAAUCAGGCCUCAAAACAUGAUUUUUUUCAACUCGAUUUCCUUUUGAGUUAAGAAGGACCACAGGCAAUUGAAAGGUGUGGAGAUCAUUUAAGGACCCACGUCAGCCACAGCUUCCAAAAUCAGGUAACCAAAUGCACCUUUUCUUUCCAAGAAGUCAAGGCUCUGAUAAAAAUUUUAAGCUGAUGCAGUACCAGAAGGUACUACAUACAGCCCAUGGGGGAAUGUCUGUUAAUAAUCUUCCAUUUUCAUUUUCCUCCCAUAUCCCUCAGCUUACCCUUGCCCAAGAAGUGAUAUCUGAAGAAAACAGGUUUCUAGCCAUAAAGAUAAAACAAUAGUUAGACUUUUAAAAAUUCAACAGUUGAGGUGGUUCCCUUUCUUAGAGACACAGUCAGAAUGCAAGUAAUAACAAAAGUAAGUCACUUAGGUAGUGCCAAAAUAAACCAGAGAGAGCUUACAUUUAGAAACAGUGCCAUACUGGUCUGUUGUUCCCAGCGAUAAGCAUUUCCUAGGAUUCUGUUUAAAGGUACAGUGGUGGAUGCUGGGUCCAUAUCACACACAUUAAUGUUAGGCUUACCAGUAAUACCGUUGUUACUAUGAAUAGAACACUCUGGGAAAGGAUAUGAACAAGAGUAAUAGGUACUAAGAAAUACUUUCUUGUUACCAAAAACACUUUUCUGUUCCUUGAGAGUUUAAUCAGAAAAGAAAUAUGACUGCAUUGUUCAGCAUUAAAUACAUACCACACUAGGGCUGGGCCUCAAUCUACUAUCUGCAGUAUGUUGCAAAUACUAAAAGCCGUGCAGUAAGAAGGCCACCAUUUGGAAAUAAACCGGUAAUGCUGUUA
Messenger RNA from Lynx canadensis (Canada lynx), 4776 nucleotides. RefSeq names its product BH3 interacting domain death agonist (gene BID). Gene Ontology annotation, cellular component: cytoplasm; cytosol; mitochondrion. The record is from RefSeq and is a predicted model, not a curated record. Gene Ontology annotation, biological process: positive regulation of extrinsic apoptotic signaling pathway; positive regulation of intrinsic apoptotic signaling pathway; apoptotic mitochondrial changes. The transcript has 5 exons. Lineage: Eukaryota; Metazoa; Chordata; Mammalia; Carnivora; Felidae. Bases 2733 to 3323 code for a protein of 196 amino acids.